Messenger RNA from Gopherus evgoodei (Goodes thornscrub tortoise), 3946 nucleotides. RefSeq names its product putative ferric-chelate reductase 1. Gene Ontology annotation, molecular function: oxidoreductase activity, acting on metal ions. Bases 342 to 2120 code for a protein of 592 amino acids. The transcript has 18 exons. The record is from RefSeq and is a predicted model, not a curated record. Lineage: Eukaryota; Metazoa; Chordata; Testudines; Testudinidae.
CUUUGAAAACCAUCUACCAAAAUACUAGUUUUAAGAGUGUUUGUGCUACUGGGAGAAGUGACUGCUUUAUGGUGAGCAAGGUGUAUGUAGCAAGUAAAGAACAGAAAUCUCUAUUCCUGCGUGGCAGGGGGAAACUAUCCAAAGGCCCUGAUCUUGUAACUCAACCUACACAAGUGGACCCUAUUAACUGGAUGCAGGAUUGGAGCCAAAGUUGCAGAUUGUUGAUCUUGCAGAGAACCUUCCGUGAUGUCCUGGGAGGUGGGAUGGUGCUGGUGCUACAGAGGCACCUGCCUACCUAGUGUGGGCCCCUCAUCUAGGGGUAGUUUGUGUACACACGACAGAUGGAGCCUCCUGUACUGGCUUUCGCUCUUUGGAUAUUUGCCUUUCUUUCUGUUCCUGCGGCUGGUUAUCCAAAUGGAAAAGUAAGAGAGGCCUGCAGUAGUAUGAUGCCUUACCAUGGACAUUCUCCACAGCCAUCCCCUGAGCACACUAUAUCAGUGAAUGAGACCAAAUUUAGACCAGGGGACCAUAUAAAAGUUAGUUUAUCUGGUCCAGUUUUUAAAGGAUUUUUCAUACAAGCCCGGAAUGCAGAGAACUUGACUGGCGCUGCAGUUGGCUCUUUUAUGCUAGCUGAAGAAAGGAUUUCUCAGCUCCUGACAUGUGGACUUGUAAAGAAUUCUGCUGUCAGUCACACAAGUAAAUCGAAAAAGACAAAUGUAGAGGCUUAUUGGGUUGCUCCCACAGAUGCACCAGAACAUGUACAAUUUCUAGCCACAGUUGUAGAGAAGUAUAAAAUCUUUUGGGUGAAGAUUCCUGGUCCCAUUGUUUCCCAACCUAAUGCACCGCCUUUGACAACACCUACAAGUAUUACACCAGACACUCUACCAACUUCACAACCAGUUUUCCGUCUAACAACAUCAUUUAAUGCCUCUAGCUGUGGAAUUACAAAGUUCUGCAUAAGGAAUCCUCCAAAAUGUGAUCCUGGGGCUGCCUAUUGUUUCUUUCUGUCCUUCAAACAAAAUAACCACUUGGUACUUAUUGAAAUGAGUGGUCCUAGUGAAGGAUACAUAGCCUUUGCAUUAUCUCAUGACCAGUGGAUGGGUGACGAUGAUGCAUAUCUGUGUAUUAAUGAAGAUCACCGUAUUAAUAUAAAAACGGCUUAUCUUAGUGGACGAACUCCUCCUGUGUUGGACUCAGAGAAUGGCCUUGAAGAUAUCUCAUGGAGGGUGGCUGAUGGUCUUCUUCAGUGCUCUUUCAGAAGAAACCUUCAUCUUCCUGCUUAUAAAGGGAGGUUUAAUCUAGAUGCUAAUUAUUACAUAUUUCUGGCAGAUGGGGAGGCAAGUGAAGGAGGUCUAAUUCACAAACAUCAUCGUCAGCCUCUGAUCACCAAUGGAAUGUACAAUUUCACAGACUCUCCAAAGGAUGUAGGGGGAUCCCGCUCUCCACUUCUUCUUAAAUUCCAUGCUUCAUUAAUGUUUGUUGCAUGGAUGACUACAGUUAGUAUUGGCGUUAUUGUUGCCAGAUUCUUCAAACCAGUUUGGCCUCAUUCGUUGUUUGGGAAGGAGAUUUGGUUCCAGGUCCAUCGUAUGCUGAUGUUGACAACAGUGCUUCUUACGAGCAUCGCUUUUGUUCUUCCUUUUAUAUACAGAGGAGGCUGGAGUGAAUGGGCAGGAUUUCACCCAUACCUUGGCUGUACCGUGAUGGCUCUGGCAAUCUUUCAACCUCUGAUGGCAGGUUUCAGACCACCUCCUCAUGCACCAAGAAGGCAAGUAUUUAACUGGGUUCACUGGAGUACUGGCACAACAGCUAGAAUACUAGCUGUGGUGACUAUGUUCCUGGGAAUGGACCUACCAGCACUCAACCUUCCAGAUCCAUGGGACACUUAUACAAUGAUUGGAUUUGUAGCUUGGCAUGUCAGUAUCGAUAUUCUCCUGGAGAUACAUAGCUACUGUCUCAUUCGCAAAGUUGAAGUGAUUGAUGAAGAUAGAAUACAAAUUCUUCAGUCACUUACAUCAGCAGAGGCAGAGGGUCAUACAUUUAAAGAGAUGGUAUUAACCAUCUACAUCUGUGGAAAUAUAGCAUUCCUUAUUACCUUCCUGGCAGCAAUCCACCAACUAUGAAUUUCUGGCAAGGACAUUAGAUGUUGAGCAGUUGCAGUGAAAUCAAGAGUGAAGCACCACUCAAGGAAUUUUUACAGAUACCAGUGUUGCCUCAAUAUCUUCCUGAAGUUAUACUUGAAGAAUAAUUGUGUGUGAUGAUAAUCCAUCUGUCUGUGCUCUCAUGAUCAUCAACAGAGAGAAUGUAUGUUUAGAUUCUAAAGACUGAUCCUGCAGUCUGGCCCAAACUCUCUCUUUUUUUUUUUUUUUUUUUUUUAUGGGAGUGUUUUCCGAAUAAGGACUGCAGUAACUUUAUUAACCCAGUAACUUAACUUCUUGUUUUGAAUUGUGUAGACUGAGACGGUAUAAUUAUAACUACUGGUUGGUUUGGGUGGAAAUCACUGUUUUGAACUUUUUGUUGUCAUUCUCUGUACCUACAUGUGCAUUAUUUGGAAUACUGAAUAGACGAGUCCUAAAUCUGCUUGUCAUAUAGUUCAGUUUACCAUGUUGCUUAAUGAAUAAUGUACUGCCUAAAUGGCUCUUAUUUAAAGUAUGUGACGUUUGUAUUGUGCACUCCAAAAAUCUGUGCUCAGAAUGAUUGUCACAAACAGUAGCUGAUGCGUCAAAGACUACAUUACAUUGGCAUAUUUCUCUGCAAUUAAAUGCAAAACCUACAUUUUCUGCUCUAAGAGCAGUUCCAUAUACCACACAAACUGGGCUGAGCUUCAGUCCUGUAACUUUGUCAUUACUUGCAUCAGUCACAAGAUUUAAAAAAAAUCUUUAGAAUAUAAAGAGAAGACUCACUGCAAACUCUUUAUGAGAAACUUUUAGUGAAACUAUGCUGCAAUGUGUCUACAUAGUCAUAGUGUCUUCUGGCCACUUAAGUCAAAAUAUCUCUUCCAUCCCUUUGUGGUUAAACAUGGUACUGUUAGAAAUGUGGAGUUUCCUUGACCUCCUGGUUAACCUGAUAGAAGCUGCUUUCCCACAGCUCUUUUUGAAUUAGCAUGUCCAUCCAACAGGAGAAUGACCUUUUUGCUUCAUGUGCACAGGAAUAUUAGAGACUGUGUGGGGGGAGGGGGGGUUGUGCCUCUCCCUACUUUGAGCAGUAAGGGAUUCCUGUAAGCAAUAUUGGCUAGAUAAAAGCAACUCUCCCCACUUCUUGUUUUAAAUUGUUUGUUUUGGUUUUUGUUUUGUGGGUUUGUCUAGGGGUGGCAGUAGCUCUGCCAACUUUAUAGUCAAAGUGUUCGAUAAGCAGUGUUUUACUAGUGUAUAACUGCAAUAGUACCCCCCUAUGAACCCUGAACAGCUUCCGUUCAUGCUUUAUUCUAGCUCCUGAUGUUUCAAAGCAUAAAGAUCUAGGUAUGUUAUAACAGAAUAUUUUGCUAACCAGGGAAUACCUGACUAGCUGUGAUGGGGUGAGAUCUGGGAUGAAGAAAGAUAUAUGAAACCGGACCUAUCCACCCUCCACUCUCUCUUAGCAAGCAUGAUGUAGCUGUGGCAUUUGUCAUAGAUAGGGAUUAAGUGGUGGCUACCGAUUUUUGUCUCCUGUAUAACCCAUCUGUACACCUUCCAUCGGGUACCUACUAAUGUAGUUGGUUAAAUGAGCAGCUCAGUGGAGGGCUAUGGGCUCAGGCUGUUUAGUUCUGGAGGAGCCAAGAAGAAAAAAAUCUUGAACCAUCUUAACAUGUGUUUCAGCCCCAACUGUUGAUCGGUAACCUCAUGGGCAGCAAUGAUAGCCUUCAUGUGCGUGUAGGAAUGGGAAAGAACCACCACCAGCAGAAAGGAGGGAGUGGGGCAACCAAAAAACAAACAAACAAAAACAAGCAAAAAGAGGAAGUACUUACCAAAAA